Molecule: messenger RNA, 4485 nt
Organism: Alosa alosa (allis shad)
Lineage: Eukaryota; Metazoa; Chordata; Actinopteri; Clupeiformes; Clupeidae
Gene: rims1b
Product: regulating synaptic membrane exocytosis 1b
Biological process (GO): regulation of synaptic plasticity; regulation of membrane potential; positive regulation of synaptic transmission
Cellular component (GO): cytoskeleton of presynaptic active zone; presynaptic membrane
Molecular function (GO): transmembrane transporter binding; small GTPase binding
Source: RefSeq, a predicted model, not a curated record
ACUCUCUCAUAUUAUCCCCAUCACAUAGACACACACAGACACCCUGGGCUGGGCGCAGCCUGUGGAUUGUCCCGGCUAGCGUAGCGCACUCGCUUCUGCAGGACUGUUCAGGAACCAGAACUCAGGGUUGCAGGCUUUUUGUGUGGUCAUCGGGUUUGGUUUGGGCUAUUCAGGUUUUUUAUCCACUCAGCGGUACCCAUCACUGGCCCCAGCACAGAGGGCCGCUCCCAUUCAAGAUGACACCAUGUGAUGUGGGUAUGUAACCUCUGCCGGAAGGAGCAGGAGAUCCUCAUCAAGUCGGGAGAAUGGUUUUCGGGGCCGGAGGGGCGUCCGGCCAGCCCAGGGGGGCCCCUGAGCUCCACGGCCGGUGAGGGGGGUGCGCCGCAGCUGCGGGACAAGCGUCUCCAGCGCACACGCUCGCAGGCGCCACCGUCCACAGACGGCCAGCACGGGGCCGGCGUCGCCAUCGGUGACCGCACGCGAGGAGCCGACACGAUGCCCGCCUCACGCUCGAGAAGCGAACCGCCUCGGGAAAAGAAGCGACCGCUCUCCCUCCACGAGCAGAAUGGAAAGGUGAUUGGCCGAGGAGAGCGGAGGCGGGUCCCCGGGAAGCAGUCGUCCGAGGAGCGCCCUCCAGGGGACAGGCGGCGCCUGGAGAAGGCCCACAGCCAGGAGGAGGAGCCUGGUGAGGGGGACGGGACGGUCGGACAGCCGCCAGACCCGCGGAGGCGCUCGGCCCAGGACGAGGAGGCCGAGCGUCAGCGUCAGCGGGAGGAGGAGUUCCAGAGCCAGCACAAGAGCGACCCCAACCUGGCGCUACCGGUCAAGCACUUGAAGGAGGAGGAGCAGGAGAUGCGCAUGCACGCCAAGGUGUCCAAGGUGCGGCACGAGCGCCACCACAGCGACAUGGCCCUCAACGAGGUGGGCCUGGGGCCGCCCGGCGGUGGCGGUGGUGGCGAGAGCCGUGGCGAGGGGGGGCCUCGCGCUCCCCGGAGAGGCGGCCCCGGCAUGGACGAGCGCAAGAUGCUCCUGGACAACCACCGGGCGUACUCGGUGGAUAGGACCGCAGGGGGUGGAGGUGGGGGAGGUGGGGGUCACGGGAGCCAGGGCUCCCUGCACAAGCCGGGCCCCGGCGGGCCCCGGUCGGGGCCUCUGCCCCCGGAGCUCAGGGACUCGCAGGAGUGGGGGCCGCCCAAGGCGGGGGGGCCCCACCUGGAGCCAGCGACGGCAGCGCACAAGGGCCGGCACAUUGGCGGUGGCGGCGGGGUCCCACCGCCCGGCGACGGGCUCACGAGGAUCGACUCGCUCAGCUCCGACCAGUCGGAGUCCCUGCGUCCGCCGCCGACGCGGGCCUACAGGACCCGGCAGGGCGGGGGAGGCAACAAGCGGCAGAUGUCCAUCAGCAGCUCGGAGGACGAGGGCGGCUCCACGCCCGAGUACACCAGCUGCGAGGACGUGGAGAUGGAGAGCCUCGGCGAAAGAGGCGACUGGGACUGCUACCCAAUGGACCCAGCUGUAUGGCAUCAUCCGGUUACGUGGCAGCCGUCCAAAGAGGGAGAUCAUUUAAUCGGCCGCAUCACCCUGAGCAAGCGCUCGGCCAUGCCCAGAGAAGCUGGCUCCCUCCUGGGGCUGAAGGUGGUCGGGGGGAAGAUGACGGAGACAGGUCGGCUCGGAGCCUUCAUCACCAAAGUCAAGAAAGGAAGCCUGGCUGACAUCGUAGGACAUUUACGUGCAGGCGAUGAGGUGCUGCAGUGGAAUGGAAAGGCGUUACCGGGUGCAACCAAGAAAGAAGUCUACAAUAUUAUCUUAGAGUCUAAAAACGCCCCGCAAGUUGAAAUAGUCGUUUCAAGGCCCAUUGGAGAUACACCUAGAAUACCAGAAUCAACGCACCCUCCUUUAGAGUCAACGGGCUCCAGUUCCUUUGAGUCCCAGAAGAUGGAGAGACCCUCGAUAUCCGUCAUGUCCCCCACUAGUCCAGGGAUACUGAGAGACCUUCCACUCGUUCUGCCCGGGCAGCUCUCAGUGAAAUUAUGGUACGAUAAAGUCGGCCACCAGCUGAUUGUCAACGUCCUACAAGCCAGAGACCUGCCCCCGCGGCCCGACGACCGGCCCAGGAACCCCUACGUCAAAAUGUACUUCCUGCCCGACCGCAGUGACAAGAGUAAGCGUCGGACGAAGACGGUGAAGAAAAGCCUGGAGCCCAAGUGGAACCAGACGUUCCUGUACCCGCAUGUGCACCGCCGAGACUUCCGUGAGCGCAUGCUGGAGAUCACCGUCUGGGACCAGCCCCGUGCACAGGAGGAGGAGAGUGACUUCCUGGGAGAGAUUCUGAUAGAGCUGGAGACGGCCCUGCUGGAUGACCAGCCUCACUGGUACAAGCUGCAGUCCCACGACAUGUCCUCCAUACCCCUGCCUCAACCCUCACCCUACAUGCCCCGCAGACACACACACGGGGAGAAGAAGCUUCAGAGAUCUCAUCGCAUCAUUGAGACAGAUUAUGAUGAUGGUAUUACGGUAUUGUCCUCAGCAGCAGAGCGGAGCUCCAGAGACAAGGAGAGGUCCGGUACGCUGUCGGUGCCUGAGCAGCAGAGGGUAGUCCAGCACCGGUCUCGCUCCGUCUCCCCGCACCGCGAGGACCAGUGCAGAAACCGCUCACGGCCCUCUCACGUACCCAUGCAGAGGAGUUUGGAUGAGAUCCAUCAGAAUCGGCACCAUUCCCAUUCCCCGUCCCACUACCAUGACUCCCACCAGGAACACCGGUCUGGAGACUCAGACUAUGAAUACUCUGAGGACAGUGAGGUCCUCGAGAUGCACAGAUCAAUCCGGGGUGGGAGUGCCGAAUGCCUUCAUACCAACAGUGAUCUGCAGCCAUGUCUGGACCGGGUGCGGAGUGCCAGCACAACCUGUCUGAGGCCCGAUACGGGAUUCCACUCACCCGAGAGAGAGAGAUAUUCGGGGAGCCUAGACAGGCCAGGCUGUCAGAGAGCAAAUCACAAACUCAUAGAAAACGACAGGAUUCAGCCCACCUCCAUCCUGAGGGGGAGCCGGGGCAAAGCACCCCCGCUGCGCCCCUUUGGUCAAGCCCCAGGGGGCUCCUGCCCCAACUCCCCCCGCGUGGACAGGGCCCAUGGUGGUCACUCCCCCACUUCAGGGGCUCCCAGGGGCCGGGGCCGGCAGUUACCCCAGCUUCCGGCCAAGAGCAGCAGCAUAGAGCAAGACCCUGUCAAUUGUAACCCAGAGGAAAACUCAGCUCUGGCGGUGGAGGAGCGAGCGCGGCAGCUCCAGAUGAAGGUCCACUCCUUCAGGCCGUCCAGCUCAGGGCCACAGUUGGAGGCAGAGCUCAAGGCCAAGAGAGAGAUGUACAAGCAGAAGCGGCGCAGCAGUGAUAACGUGUCUGGCCGCUCGUCGGACAGCGAGCUGAGCGACGCGUCGGCCAUCUCCCACGCCAGCAGUGCCUCUCGCCUCAGCAGCGCUAGCUACAUGUCCGUCCAGUCCGAGAGACCCCACGGUGGACGCAUCAGGCAGGUGCCUGGCUCCGGCGGCCAGAGCAUGAUGAAGAGCACGAGUGUGAGCGGAGAGAUCUACACGCCCGAGCGCACCGACGGCAGCCAAUCGGACACGGCGCUGGGCCGGGUGGGCGGCUCCGGGAAGAAGCGACGGUCGAGCAUCGCUCGCGUCGUCUCCAUCGUGGGCAACCGCCGCAGCCGCAGCACCUCCCAGAUCACCGGGGCAGAUAAGAAGUCGAAGGCGGCGGGCCCCAUCCAGCGCAGCCAGGAGACGGGCAUGGCCGUGGAGCUGAAGCGCAACAUGAGUCGACAGCCCAGCCGCGAGUCCACCAACGGCAGCAUGGCCAGCUGCAACUCCGAGGGCAACUUGAUCUUCCCCCGCCUGGGAGCAGACAGUCAGUUCAGUGAGUUCCUGGACGGGCUCGGUCCAGCACAGCUGGUUGGCCGUCAGACUCUGGCCACACCUGCAAUAGGAGACAUCCAGAUCGGCAUGGCCGACAAAAAGGGCCAGCUGGAGGUGGAGGUGAUCCGGGCCCGUGGCCUCAUACAGAAACCAGGGUCCAAAUCUCUCCCCGCUCCCUAUGUGAAGGUCUACCUUCUGGACAGUGGAGCCUACGUAGCCAAAAAGAAAACCAAGAUCGCCCGCAAAACACUCGACCCACUUUACCAGCAAGCGCUGCUAUUCGAGGAGAGCCCAAAGGGUAAAGUAUUACAAGUUAUAGUCUGGGGAGACUAUGGGCGUAUGGACCACAAAUCCUUCAUGGGUGUCGCACAAAUCCUACUGGAGGAGCUUGACCUCUCUAGCACAGUGAUUGGCUGGUACAAAUUGUUCCCGCCCUCCUCGCUAGUAGACCCAACUCUGGCCUCGAUGAACCGCAGGGCGUCCCAGUCGUCCCUGGACAGCUCGUCCGCACCUGCAGGGGGGCGGUCGUAGUGAACUAAUAACCGCCACCCCACACCCCACACUCCACCCUCACCC